GAAAUUUUAAAUUCGACCCCCAGUAAAAAGGAUGAGCUCAGAAAGUGCGCCAGCAAUAGUAAUUGAUAAUGGAUCAGGUAUGUGUAAGGCAGGGUUUGCAGGUGAUGAUGCGCCGCGCUCGGUGUUCCCAUGCAUCGUGGGGACGCCUAGGCACCAGGGUGUGAUGGUCGGAAUGGGACAGAAGGAUUCAUAUGUCGGUGACGAGGCACAGUCCAAGAGGGGUAUCCUGUCACUGAAGUAUCCUAUAGAACACGGAAUUGUUCUGGACUGGAAGGCUAUGGAGAAAAUAUGGCACCACACGUUUUAUAACGAGCUCAGAGUUGCACCGGAGGAGCAUCCCGUGCUGAUGACUGAGGCACCGAUCAAUCCUAAGGUUAACAGGGAGAGGAUGUUGCAGAUCGCUUUUGAGACAUUCAAUGUGCCUUCUUUCUACGUCUCUAUCCAGGCCGUGCUUUCUUUAUACGCAUCGGGCAGAACAACAGGAUUGGUUUUGGAUUCUGGCGACGGUGUCACGCACAUUGUUCCGAUCUACGAGGGAUACUCGCUGCCACAUGCCAUGAUGAGGCUUGACUUUGCAGGAAGGGAUGUAACCGAUUAUUUCAUCAAGCUGCUCAAAGAAAACGGAUACUCGCUUGUCACGACGGCUGAGAGAGAAAUCGCACGUGACUGCAAGGAGAGUACGUGUUACGUUGCUGUAGACUUUGCAGAGGAGCUGAAAAGAUACGAGAAUGCUGAGAAAGAGAUUGUUAAGACGUAUGAGCUGCCUGAUGGUAAUGUUCUCAAAUUAGGAAAUCAGGUGUUCCGAGCGCCUGAGAUGCUCUUCAACCCUUCAUUGUCAGGAUUUGAGCUGCCAGGAAUCCAUGAGACCAUUUAUAACUCCAUUAUGAGAUGCGACGUUGAUAUAAGAAAAUGCCUGUACAGCAAUAUCGUGCUCAGCGGUGGAACAACGAUGUAUCCAGGCAUAUCAGAUCGUUUACAGAAGGAAAUUUCGGCGUUGGCGCCUCCAUCAAUUCAGGUUAAGGUUAUUGCACCACCCGAGCGAAAAUACAGUGUGUGGAUCGGUGGAAGUAUCCUGGCCUCGUUGUCGACUUUCCAGACUAUGUGGAUCACGAAGGAUGAGUACGCAGAGAUAGGACCCAGCGUGGUGCACAGCAAGUGCUUCUAAAUGAUUAAAUGAAAGUUAUUUGAACGU
Vavraia culicis subsp. floridensis is the source of this 1192-nucleotide messenger RNA. Its product is annotated as actin-1. The transcript has a single exon. NCBI's taxonomy places the organism in Eukaryota, Fungi, Microsporidia, Pleistophoridae. The record is from RefSeq and is a predicted model, not a curated record. Bases 32 to 1165 code for a protein of 377 amino acids.